This is a messenger RNA of Fonsecaea multimorphosa CBS 102226, 2010 nucleotides long. RefSeq lists its product as uncharacterized. The coding region runs from base 1 to 2010 and encodes 669 amino acids. Gene Ontology annotation, molecular function: alkaline phosphatase activity. The transcript is spliced from 4 exons. The record is from RefSeq and is a predicted model, not a curated record. Gene Ontology annotation, biological process: dephosphorylation. Lineage: Eukaryota; Fungi; Ascomycota; Eurotiomycetes; Chaetothyriales; Herpotrichiellaceae.
AUGAGACUUCAGCUUGGUCUAAAGAGUGUCUUGGCACUUAGCGCCUUCUGCAGGCACUGUGCUGCUCAAACCUUCCAGAGGCUCGGAACGUGUCCAACAUUGGGCUGUAUUAUUCCACUCGACCAAGCCGACUUCCUCCCGGGCCAGCGGUUCGAUAUCAGAGCUGAGGUCCACGCUCCCUUGAACGGAAGUGAAGCGAUUCGUGGCUACACCACUCCCGAUUCGAAUUUCACUCUGACCAUUGAGCGCGAGGGCGGGAGUGCUCGACCAGUCUCAGCCUUUUUCAACCUCACCGAGCCAAAGCUCGAGACUUGGAACUUCACUUGGUACGAAGACCUGUUCGCUCAAGCCGCCAAAACUCCGUCACAGGUCAGAGUUGCGUCAAAGGCAUGGCGAAAUGUUGCUCUUUAUGAGCCGGGCCAGUAUAUUGCGAUCUUAAAGUAUCGAAAUGGCUCCCAGACGACGAUUGCUAAUUGGACCGUGCGGGAUAUAUCUCCUCGGCAGCGGGCCAAGAACGUCGUGAUGUUUAUCGGAGACGGCAUGACCACAAACAUGAUCACUGCUGCUCGCCUCAUCGGCCACCAAUCCAUCAACGGCAAGUACCAGACCAAGAUGGCCAUGGACCAGUUUCCGAUGCUGGGUCAUCAAAUGACCCACUCAAUCGACAGCUUCAUCACGGAUAGCGCCAACUCAGCGACCGCGCUCUAUUCUGGCCACAAAUCCACUGUCAACGCAUUGGGUGUCUAUGCUGACAGCUCUCCGAACAAGUUCGACGACCCAAAGAUAGAAAGCAUUGCCGAAAUCUUUCACCGGCUCAGAGGCGGCGGUGUUGGCAUUGUCUCUACCGCUUUCAUAGCCGACGCAACCCCUGCCGCACUGACCGCUCAUACACGUGAUCGAGGUCAGUACGGAGCAGUCAUUGACUCUUUCCUGCGAGGUAUUAAGAAUUAUACCUGGACCAACUGGACGGGUCCUGAUGUGCUCUUUGGCGGUGGCGCUGAACAAUUCUACCCGGGCAAAGGUUCCUUCCAGGGUAAAGACUACUACCAGGAGUUCGCCAAACAGAACUACACCGUUGUUUUGAACAACACGGCGCUCCAAACGUCAGACAACUCCAGCAAGCAUCUUGGAAUAUUCUCGGUCAGCAACAUGGCCAAGUGGCUCGAUCGAAAUGUUUACCCAGAAAACCUGAACAAGUCUAGCACUGCUCCCGACGGCUCCAAGGGUGCUGCUACUGAUCAACCCGGCCUCAAGGAAAUGACUCUCAAGGCCCUCGAGGUUCUCCAAACCCGUCACGGAGAUAGUGGAUUCUUCAUCAUGUCUGAAGCGGCCAGUAUCGACAAGAUGAUGCAUGUGCUCGACUAUGAUCGCGCUCUGGGUGAGCUUCUCGAGCUGGACGACACGAUCAAAGCCACAAUCGCCUGGCUCCAAGAAAAGGGCGAGCUGGAAAACACACUUCUCCUCGUGACUGCCGACCACGGCCACGGUUUCGACGUCAUGGGAUCCGUCGACACCCAUUAUCUCAACACCCAAAAAGGACCCCGUGAGAAGCGCGGCGCCAUUGGCACCUACCAGAACUCCGGCCUCAGUCAGUAUGUCCUGGCCAACCGCUCUGCUCCUGUCGGCAGCGAUCAGAAUCUCAUUUAUGGCCCUGGCGUCAAUUUCCCGGCUAAUUGGGACCCUCGAUAUACGCUGUACUCCGGACUGGCCGCUUUCCCCGACAAUCGGGAGGAUUACCAGGUCAACAAGAACGGACCGCGAGUGCCGGCCAUCAACAUCACGGGCUUCUCUAAUGAGGACUUUUUCGUCAACUAUGUCGAUGCUGUGACUGGGUUUAUCAUUAACGGAUCACUUCCUGUCACCGCGGAUCAAGGCGUGCACUCUCUCACCGAUGUGCCCGUCUUCACGCGCGGGCCUUGCACCGAGUUGUUCUCGGGUGUCUUUAACAGCAUCGACAUCUUCUACGGUAUGGCCGAGUGUCUUGGCCUGAGCCGAACGAGCCCUUCUUGA